UUGCGAGAAGGCUGUGUGACGUCAGGUCGUUUAAUCCGGAAACGGCACUGGAGGCAGAGGCUACAGAUCCGAGGGGACUUCAUUGGGGGGGCGCGCCAGGUGUUCCAGAAAGAGGAACGUGACCCGGAAGCGGAAGUGGGUCCCUCGUCCCGUCUCUGUCCCCUACACCCCACAGCUAAGCCCCACAUCUGUCUCAGGCCUGUCAGUGGGCUCCUACCACCAUGGACCUUUUGUUCGGGCGCCGAAAGACGCCAGAGGAGCUGCUACGGCAGAACCAGAGGGCCCUGAACCGCGCCAUGCGGGAGCUGGACCGUGAGCGACAAAAACUAGAGACCCAGGAAAAGAAAAUCAUUGCAGACAUCAAGAAGAUGGCUAAACAGGGCCAGAUGGAUGCUGUGCGCAUUAUGGCAAAAGACCUGGUUCGCACUAGGCGCUAUGUGCGCAAGUUUGUGUUGAUGCGGGCCAACAUCCAGGCCGUGUCCCUCAAGAUCCAGACACUCAAGUCCAACAACUCAAUGGCACAAGCCAUGAAAGGUGUCACCAAGGCCAUGGGCACCAUGAACAGACAGCUGAAAUUACCCCAGAUUCAGAAGAUCAUGAUGGAGUUUGAGCGGCAGGCAGAGAUCAUGGACAUGAAAGAGGAGAUGAUGAAUGAUGCCAUAGAUGAUGCCAUGGGUGAUGAAGAUGAUGAAGAGGAGAGUGAUGCUGUUGUGUCCCAGGUGCUGGAUGAGCUGGGACUGAGCCUGACAGACGAGCUGUCAAACCUCCCCUCAACUGGAGGCUCACUCAGUGUGGCUGCUGGUGGGAAAAAAGCAGAGGCUGCAGCCUCAGCCCUGGCUGAUGCUGAUGCAGACCUGGAGGAGCGGCUCAAGAACCUGCGGAGGGACUGACUGCCCCACCUGCCACUCCAGGGGUACCAGCAGAUGCCCAGGAUUAUUACCAUGACCCCUCUGUAAUAAAAUACUUUGGACACUA
Molecule: messenger RNA, 975 nt
Organism: Nycticebus coucang (slow loris)
Lineage: Eukaryota; Metazoa; Chordata; Mammalia; Primates; Lorisidae
Gene: CHMP2A
Product: charged multivesicular body protein 2A
Exons: 6
Coding region: 222-890 (222 amino acids)
Biological process (GO): protein transport; endosome transport via multivesicular body sorting pathway; late endosome to vacuole transport
Cellular component (GO): ESCRT III complex; multivesicular body
Source: RefSeq, a predicted model, not a curated record